Parnassius apollo (apollo) is the source of this 831-nucleotide messenger RNA. Lineage: Eukaryota; Metazoa; Arthropoda; Insecta; Lepidoptera; Papilionidae. The record is from the annotation of a GenBank genome assembly.
AUGAAGUGGUUAAUCUUCUUCGGUAUCUGCGUAGCUGUUGUUCUAGCAGCACCAGCACCUUAUCCACAGGAGGACGGCGACGACAUAGAUAUUCAGCACAAUGAUAACUAUCGAUACGACUAUCAGCAGUACGCUGACGCCUUAAAGAAAAAAGGAAAGAAAGAAGGAUUCUUACAUCCAUUAGACAAAGAUGAAACGUUGGACAAACUGAGAGUGCAACAACAAACCUUUGGUUCCCCUCAAAGGAUUAUUUCCGAUCGUAACGCCGUAUUUACUUCAAAAGACUUUCAAGACUAUUGUGAACAAGAAGGCAUAACUCAUUAUACAAUUACUACAGGACAACCCCGCGGAAACGGGCAAGUAAAAAGAAUCCACCAAAUCAUAAUAAGCGUUGUAAGUAAAUUGAGCGCUGAUGAUCCUACGAAGUGGUAUAAACAAGUUUCCAAAGUGCAACGCUGUCUGAAUUGUACACGGCAAAGAAGUAUUGGAAUGACACCAUUCGAGUUACUUUUUGGAACCAAAAUGAAAGAUGAGAAUGAAGAAAUUAUGAAAUUAAUAGAAGAAGAAGAAGUUAAGAACUAUAAUGAGCAAAGGAAUGAACUAAGAUUAAAGGCAAAAGAGUCAAUACAAAAGAUCCAAGAAGAGAACGUUAAAAAUUAUAAUAGAAAAAGAAAAAAGGCUACCGAAUACAAAGUUGGCGGCUUGGUUGCUAUUAAACGAACACAAUUUACUCAAGGAAGUAAAUUGUAUCCUAAGUAUCUAGGACCUUACGCAGUGACAGCCAAAAAGCAUCAUGAAAGCACUCCAACGAUUACGACGUCGAAAAGGUAA